AUGAGACUGCGAGGAGGGCGGGACCUUAACCUCGACUCACACUUGGAGCUGGCCCCUGUCACCUGGCUGCCUGGCGCUCUCAGCAAAGGUGUGCGUCUGCGCUUGCGUCAAGAUCGGCGUGACCACAGGGGGCGCAGCUGCUGGCAUCUGGUUAACUUGGAUCCAGAGUCAGAGCCAACCGUGCAGAGUAUGAAGAUCCAGGACUCCGACACACAAAGUCUGAUGAGUUCCUUGUCCGCCGGCUCAGAGAUGCAGGCUUCCGCUCUUGACCCACAGUUCAUACCGGGGCCCCAAGGUAAGGUGCCUGGCAGGAAGCGAGGACGCCCUCCUAUCCGAAAGCUGGAGUUCCAGAGCCACUAUGUUGAAACUCUGUCGCCCCUUAAGGUCCCGAAGAAAAGAGGCAGGAAGCCUGGCUUUAAGCUGAAGCCCCGGAUGGUGAUGUCCCCUCUAGCCAAUUCUCCUCCCAGCAGCACACCAGAGCCAGAGAUGGGCUCCAUCCCACAGGACGCUGCCAUCGUCCCCCAUUCUGCCACACCACAGGUCCUGACAGCGGAGACGCCAUUGGCUGAUGAUUUUUUAUGUGACCCACCGGUGGACUCGAGGCGCUAUGCUAUAGAUCCCAGUGACUCUGCAUUCAGCGUCACAACAUCACAGUAUCAGACGAAGCAGUCCUACGGUUACCGUGGCAGCAGUUGCUCUGCUACAGCAGGCAUGUGCAGACAAGCGUCAAGCCCAGGAAGUCACCAGGAAGGAAACAGAAAUGCCUACAGCCCGAUGUCAGAUGCCGGAGAGUGCAAGCGUCCUGUCGGUAAGGACCCUUCCAGCUGGGGUGUAGAGGAUGUGGUUUGGUUCAUUAAAGAUGCUGAUCCCCAAGCUCUGGGACCCCAUGCGGAAGCAUUCAGGAAGCAUGAAAUAGAUGGGGACGCCCUACUCCUUCUUAAAAGCGAGAUGAUGAUGAAGUACCUGGGAUUGAAGCUGGGACCAGCGCUCAAACUCUGCUACCACAUCGACAGGCUUAAGCAGAGCCGGUUGUGAGCCGAGUCCUCGAUCGCCUCGUUAAUUUUUAAGAGCAACGAGUCGGUGCCGAUUCCCGAAACCUUUCUAAGUCAUCAGCAAUACAUCACGAACGUCUGAUCCAAAUAUAUGCUGGCUUUUACUACAUUUACACCACACUUUGUCCACAGAUUGGACACUGUGACUGUACAUGUGAGGACUUUUAAGAGCUCAAACAGUUAUUUUACUUUUGUCUCUCUUUACUUUAUACCUGAACUGCUUUAGAUUGUAAAUAGUUUGUCGCCAAACAGAUGGCAGCUACGGUAUAUUGAAGUACGACCUUUAAUAAUCAUUUUUGAGCUUGGGCAUCGUUAAUUUGUGCAGAUCAUAAUCA
This is a messenger RNA of Pelmatolapia mariae (spotted tilapia), 1387 nucleotides long. It is a transcript of the gene scml4, whose product is annotated as Scm polycomb group protein like 4. Gene Ontology annotation, biological process: negative regulation of DNA-templated transcription. NCBI's taxonomy places the organism in Eukaryota, Metazoa, Chordata, Actinopteri, Cichliformes, Cichlidae. The coding region runs from base 1 to 1035 and encodes 344 amino acids. Gene Ontology annotation, molecular function: histone binding; chromatin binding. The transcript is spliced from 6 exons. Gene Ontology annotation, cellular component: nucleus. The record is from RefSeq and is a predicted model, not a curated record.